GAGUGUGAGACGCCCCCAUGGCGGAAGUGGGUGUUGGUGACCGUUGCCAGCCGGGGUUUGGGCAAUAAACAUCGGCUCACUUCCACCAACAUGCCGAGCACAGUGACGAGCCUGAAAGUGACUUACGAGGAGAAGGGUGACACUAACAUCUUCAGAAAUGGCGACAACGUUUGUGGUAAUGUCACUUUGGAACUCAGCAAAGAAUGCAAAGUGCAGUAUUUGUACGUGAAGUUUAAGGGGAAAGCCGAGGUGUUAUGGACGGAGAGACACGGUCAAACUACCGUCACUUAUCACUCCAAGGACAAGUAUUUCAGCGUCAGAAAUUACUUCCUAGGAAGCGACGACACCGCCGGGGCUAACGAUCAAUCAAUGUUGAAAAAUCAUGAUGGAGAAACAUCCAGUAAUGUACUUUCUGCAGGAAUUCAUGUCUACCCCUUCAGCUUUCAGUUCCCCAUGCAGGAGAUGCCCUCGUCGUUCAAAGGUUCAGUUGGUAAAGUUGUGUACCUGUUGGAAGCCAAGCUGAGUAGAUCAAUGAGGAUUAGCACAACGGAUACUAUUAAGAUCCCAUUUGCGACACAAGCUGCCUCAAACAAUGUGCCGGGACUAAUGACACCUCAGCACGAGUCUAAAGAUAAAAAAAUGAAACUGUUCAACUCGGGAACUGUAGCUAUGGAUGUCAGUCUGGAAAAAACAGGUUUCUUCCAAGGAGAGGGCAUAAAGGUUUUGGCGAUCAUUCAGAACAACUCCUCUCGUGAAAUCAAACCCAAGUACUGCAUCUACAGUAAGCACAGCUUCUUUGCAAGAGGGAAGAGAAGGCUUCAUACAAAAGACCUCUUUAAAGAAGUUGGACAGCCUAUUGCUCCAUCUACCAACCAGACUGUGACACGGAUCAUCACGAUCCCCCAUGAUGUGGAACCUUCAAUCUACAACUGUACCAUCCUCAAAGCGGAGUACAGACUAAGGGUGUAUCUGGAUGUAAAAUACGCUUCAGACCCAGAGAUCAAAUUUCCCAUCGUCAUCCUUCCAGCGCCUGAAGGGUCUGCCAUGGCACCAACCAUGUAUGCUACUCCCGCUGGAUUUGAAUAUGGAGCCUUCGGAGACCAAAACCCGCCAGUUUGGAGCACGGUACCACCAUCGCUACUUUCUGAUCCGCCACCUUCUUAUGACGGAUUGUACCCUACAUUCACAGACUUUGGGGCUAAAUAUCAGUGACUGUAGUCCCCAGAUUAUUCUUCAGUUAAGAUGUUGACCUAAAUUUCAUUAUUGUAAUUUAAUUGUUUACUACCAUGUAUGCUACUGCUAAUCAUGUCUAUGGAGUCAUCCAGGUCAAUGUAUUCUCGAAGCAUUCUAACAAUCACUACUGGACCGUUCAGUUUGUCUUAGACGUUUUACCUGUAAGUCAUCCAAUAUUCUUGCUAUCUUGGUUUACAUAAAUAUUUAUAAAGCUCAUUUUAAAUGCC
Molecule: messenger RNA, 1460 nt
Organism: Nerophis ophidion (straightnose pipefish)
Lineage: Eukaryota; Metazoa; Chordata; Actinopteri; Syngnathiformes; Syngnathidae
Product: arrestin domain-containing protein 2-like
Exons: 7
Coding region: 91-1212 (373 amino acids)
Biological process (GO): protein transport
Cellular component (GO): cytoplasm; plasma membrane
Source: RefSeq, a predicted model, not a curated record